Fusarium fujikuroi IMI 58289 is the source of this 570-nucleotide messenger RNA. RefSeq lists its product as uncharacterized. The record is from RefSeq and is a predicted model, not a curated record. The transcript has a single exon. The coding region runs from base 1 to 570 and encodes 189 amino acids. NCBI's taxonomy places the organism in Eukaryota, Fungi, Ascomycota, Sordariomycetes, Hypocreales, Nectriaceae.
AUGAUCCACGGCAAAUCACUCCUAGUGGCGUUGGCAGUCGCCUCGACCGUUGUCGCUAGUCCUUGCAAGCCCAGUACGACUAGCCCAGUCCUCAGUACCACUACGACGGCAAUGGAAGAAACUUCUAGCGGUGAAACCUCUACCGCCAGUGGCACAACUAUUAUUGAGACUACCGUCAUCGCCACCACUACAACGACAGAGCCCGGCACCACUACAACUGGUGCUCUGACAACAACAACUGCGGAAGCUGAUGUUACGACUACAACCACCGCCGCAGAGACAACCAGUACCGCCCCCUGCGCCGCGGCUCCAACGGCCUGUGGAAUAUACGGUUACUUCGUCGAAGGGAACACUUUGCAGUACCUAAGCAGCCCGGGAACAAAGGAUAAUGCCAAGGAUUGCGUGCAGGCUUGCGCUGAUUAUCCCGACUGCGAGGUUGUUGACUUUUAUAAUGAAGCUACCAAUGGAUAUGAAAAGGGGACUUGCGAGUUCUGGAAGGGUACUGUCAAGACUGAUGGUGCGCAGUCCCCGUACCAGUGGUAUCAAGUUUGUUGCCUGGCCAAUAUGUAA